Molecule: messenger RNA, 1992 nt
Organism: Rhinopithecus roxellana (golden snub-nosed monkey)
Lineage: Eukaryota; Metazoa; Chordata; Mammalia; Primates; Cercopithecidae
Gene: EDEM2
Product: ER degradation enhancing alpha-mannosidase like protein 2
Exons: 12
Coding region: 95-1924 (609 amino acids)
Biological process (GO): endoplasmic reticulum mannose trimming; carbohydrate metabolic process; mannose trimming involved in glycoprotein ERAD pathway
Cellular component (GO): endoplasmic reticulum; membrane
Molecular function (GO): mannosyl-oligosaccharide 1,2-alpha-mannosidase activity; calcium ion binding
Source: RefSeq, a predicted model, not a curated record
GCGCGGGUCCCCGGAAGAACCCGCAGCAGCUCCCAGGAUGAGCUGGUGGCAGUGGCUGCUGCUGCUGCGGGGCCGCUGAGAGGACACGAGCUCUAUGCCUUUCCGGCUGCUCAUCUCGCUUGGCCUCCUGUGCGCGCUGCUGCCCCUGCACCAUGGUGCGCCAGGUCCCGACGGCUCCGCGCCAGAUCCCGCCCACUACAGGGAGCGAGUCAAGGCCAUGUUCUACCACGCCUACGACAGCUACCUGGAGAAUGCCUUUCCCUUCGAUGAGCUACGACCUCUCACCUGUGACGGGCACGACACCUGGGGCAGAUGGAGUUUGUUGUUUCCCAGGCUGGCGUGCAAUGGUGUGAUUGCAACCUCCGCCUUCUGGCUUCAAGCGAUUCUCCUGCCUCAGCCUCCCAGUUUUUCUCUGACUCUCAUUGACGCACUGGACACCUUGCUGAUUUUGGGGAAUGUCUCAGAAUUCCAAAGAGUGGUUGAAGUGCUCCAGGACAACGUGGACUUUGAUAUUGAUGUGAACGCCUCUGUGUUUGAAACCAACAUUCGAGUGGUAGGAGGACUCCUGUCUGCUCAUCUGCUCUCCAAGAAGGCUGGGGUGGAAGUAGAGGCUGGAUGGCCCUGUUCCGGGCCUCUCCUGAGAAUGGCUGAGGAGGCAGCCCGAAAACUCCUCCCAGCCUUUCAGACCCCCACUGGCAUGCCAUAUGGAACGGUGAACUUACUUCAUGGCGUGAACCCAGGAGAGACCCCUGUCACCUGUACGGCAGGGAUUGGGACCUUCAUUGUUGAAUUUGCCACCCUGAGCAGCCUCACUGGUGACCCGGUGUUUGAAGAUGUGGCCAGAGUGGCUUUGAUGCGCCUCUGGGAGAGCCGGUCAGAUAUCGGGCUGGUCGGCAACCACAUUGAUGUGCUCACUGGCAAGUGGGUGGCCCAGGACGCAGGCAUUGGGGCUGGCGUGGACUCCUACUUUGAGUACUUGGUGAAAGGAGCCAUCCUGCUUCAGGAUAAGAAGCUCAUGGCCAUGUUCCUAGAGUAUAACAAAGCCAUCCGGAACUACACCCGCUUCGAUGACUGGUACCUUUGGGUGCAGAUGUACAAGGGGACUGUGUCCAUGCCAGUCUUCCAGUCCUUGGAGGCCUACUGGCCUGGUCUUCAGAGCCUCAUUGGAGACAUUGACAAUGCCAUGAGGACCUUCCUCAACUACUACACCGUAUGGAAGCAGUUUGGGGGGCUCCCGGAAUUCUACAACAUUCCUCAGGGAUACACAGUGGAGAAGCGAGAGGGCUACCCACUUCGGCCAGAACUUAUUGAAAGCGCAAUGUACCUCUACCGUGCCACGGGGGAUCCCACUCUCCUAGAACUCGGAAGAGAUGCUGUGGAAUCCAUUGAAAAAAUCAGCAAGGUGGAGUGCGGAUUUGCAACAAUCAAAGAUCUGCGAGACCACAAGCUGGACAACCGCAUGGAGUCAUUCUUCCUGGCCGAGACUGUGAAAUACCUCUACCUCCUGUUUGACCCAACCAACUUCAUCCACAAUAAUGGGUCCACCUUUGACACGGUGAUCACUCCCUAUGGGGAGUGCAUCCUGGGGGCUGGGGGGUACAUCUUCAACACAGAAGCUCACCCCAUCGACCCUGCUGCCCUGCACUGCUGCCAGAGGCUGAAGGAAGAGCAGUGGGAGGUGGAGGACUUAAUGAGGGAAUUCUACUCUCUCAAACGCAACAGGUCGAAAUUUCAGAAAAAGACUAUGAGUUCGGGGCCAUGGGAACCCCCAACAAGGCCAGGAAUACUCCUCUCACCUGAAAACCAUGACCAGGCAAGGGAGAGGAAGCCUGCCAAACAGAAGGUCCCCCUUCUCAGCUGCCCCAGUCAGCCCUUCACCUCCAAGUUGGCAUUACUGGGACAGGUUUUCCUUGACUCCUCAUAACCACUGGAUAAUUUUUUAAUUUUUAUUUUUUUGAGACUAAACUAUAAUAAAUUGCUUUUGGGUAUCAU